This is a messenger RNA of Zasmidium cellare ATCC 36951, 1263 nucleotides long. RefSeq lists its product as uncharacterized. Gene Ontology annotation, cellular component: mitochondrion. The coding region runs from base 1 to 1263 and encodes 420 amino acids. Gene Ontology annotation, molecular function: branched-chain-amino-acid:2-oxoglutarate transaminase activity. The record is from RefSeq and is a predicted model, not a curated record. Lineage: Eukaryota; Fungi; Ascomycota; Dothideomycetes; Mycosphaerellales; Mycosphaerellaceae. The transcript has a single exon. Gene Ontology annotation, biological process: L-leucine biosynthetic process; L-valine biosynthetic process.
AUGGCAUCCUCAUUGCGGACUUUGAUCCCACGGAGCGCGAGAAGAGCUGGCGGGAGCUUGCUGUUCACAUCAAGAUGGAGCGCAUCACAAAAUCAACGGCGGCAGUAUAGCCUGCAGGCUCCAGAUGCGGCAGAUCCACGACUCAGAGCCGUCGAUGCGUCGGCCCUCAGCAUCACCAAGACCACCUCCCCGAAGCCCAUCACCCCCAGCGAAGAGCUCAUCUUUGGGCGAUCAUUCACCGACCACAUGAUGUCCUUGGAAUGGACAGCAACAGAUGGAUGGCUACCGCCGCGGAUAACACCCUAUCAAAACCUGUCACUCGAUCCCGCGACCUGCGUUCUCCACUACGCAUUCGAAGCGUUCGAGGGCAUGAAGGCAUAUAAAGAUCGGAAUGGGGAUGUCAGACUCUUCAGGCCCGAUAAGAACAUGGCGCGCAUGAACAAGAGUGCGGCACGGAUAGCGUUGCCCACGUUCGAUGGGGAAGCAGUCAUUGAAUUGUUGAAGAAGUUCAUCAAGCUCGAAGAGAGGUUCAUUCCCUCGCAGCGUGGAUACAGUCUGUAUAUCAGACCCAAUAUCAUUGGAACUCAGCGGACAUUGGGCGUUGGACCGCCAGGCAGCGCCAUGCUGUAUGUCAUUGCGUCUCCUGUAGGACCAUACUACCCAACUGGCUUCAAGGCUGUCUCACUUGAGGCAACUGACUACGCUGUUCGCGCAUGGCCUGGUGGUGUCGGUGCUAGCAAGUUGGGUGCAAACUACGCACCUUGCAUCGUACCUCAGAUGCAGGCAGCGACGCGGGGUUUCCAUCAGAAUCUAUGGCUGUUCAAAGAUAUCGACCCCGAGACUGGCAAGGAAGAAGACUUUGUCACUGAAGUUGGCACCAUGAACUUGUUCGCCGCCAUUGUCAACAAGGACGGUCAGAAGGAGCUCAUGACUGCUCCUCUAGACGGCACUAUCCUCGAAGGUGUUGUGAGAGACUCUGUCCUCACUCUUGCGCGGGAGAGGUUAGUGCCGCAAGGAUGGAAGAUCUCUGAGCGGAGGUUCCCCAUGCGCGAGCUGGUUGAAGCUGCGAAUGAAGGUCGGAUGCUGGAGGUGUUCGGAUCAGGCACCGCUGCCACCGUCUCGCCGGUGAGAGUGAUCUCAUACCAGGGCAAGCUCGUGAACUGUGGUCUACCAGACAACGAAGAAGUAGGACCAAUUGCUCUGCAAAUGAAGGACUGGCUCGACGGCAUUCAAUACGGUGACGAAGAGCACCCAUGGAGGUAA